CCGCGUUACAACGUAUAGCGGAUAAUUGUUGUCUUGUCCUUACCGUGUUAAUAAAACUGGAUUGGUCAGUUUUUUGCUUGACUUCGUCGGAGUAUAUAUAGUCACUGGGUGUGACUAGUAAUCAGUUUCUAUCGAGUAUCUCACAGAGAACAGCCAUUAUCUUUUACAAAUGUUUACCAUGUCGAGGGAAAUGAGUAAAAGUUCUGUGGAGGAGAAAGUCACAGAUUUGUUGGCUCUGCAUAAGCAGCAAAUGCUAAAGGAGAUGGAAGGCAUGUUUCUUAAAAUAACAGCGACUUCUCAGAGCAAGCUUUCCAGUCAAAUUGCCUCUUCUUCGCUGACAACAGUCAAGUUUCGACGUAAAAGCAACGAAGAGCAAUUCAAGGUCAAUGCGGACGUUUUGAGCAAGCUUGAGGACGCUGAAGGCUCGCUGUCAGUUGAUAACAUGGAAGAAACCAGGCAGAGUAUUAUUAGCGCAAAAUCGUUGCUUCAGCAUCGCCAGAAGAUGAUUAAAUUGGCCGAUGCAUCGGAUUUAGGAUGGAAGGUCGUAUCAGAAUACGAAACCAACCCGCUUGCUAGUGAUAGUGACGAUGAAAAGAGGAUGUACAAGGCAGAAGCCCGUGCUAACAUGAAGGCGAGAGCAGACAGGACCAAGAAAGUGAGGACAUCUAGGUUCAAUCCUUAUCGUAAGAGGGCAUCGUCACCACAGGACAGAAGAAUUGGCGGUUUUUAUCCUGUUCAACCUACAGGCACAAGACGUAUUCCUCCAGGACUUUAUUUUGCCUGUGGAAAAGCAGGACACUGGAAGGGUGCACCGGAAUGCGCAGCAAAUAUAUCAAAUAAUAAGAUAAGUACCUAUUAUGUUAAUAGUAAUAUAAGUUAUGUUAGUUCUGCAGACACGAAGUCUGAUACAGGUGAGUAAAUCCUGAAUAUGAAAAAUUUGAGAGUACUUGGAAAGCUAAAGGGCUUGUUUAGUCUGACAUGGAUGAGGUCUAUAAAAUUAGUGAAAAGGCACCGGAAGUGCAUGUCGAGCUGUACUCUGAUGACGUCAUUCAUUAUCUGGAAGUAAGUAAUAUGCAGGAAAUGUUUGUUCAGGCUCCGGAGGAAAUAGUUUUACCUGUCGGUAGGUUGAAAAGUUGUUAUAACAAGUUGGAAUCGGUGUCUUCCAGUGAGUACUAGUAUAUCAAAAAUGUUAUAAAAGAAGGUUACAAGUUGCCUUUUAAAGAUAUUCCUGAGAAAGUAGUGUUACGAAAUAAUAGGUCUGCGAGAGAAAAUCCUGUUUUUGUAAAGAGCGAAAUUUAUUCUUUACUUAGGAAAGAAAUUAUUUCUGAGGUAGACGAAGUCCCUUAUGUUGUUAAUCCCUUAACGGUUGCAUAUGGAAAGUCCGGCAAGCCUAGGCUAGUUUUAGACUGUCGACAUAUCAAUGAAUGUUUACAUUUGUUUAAGGUCAAGUUUGAAGACGUUAAUGUCGCAAAGCAAAUAUUCGCUGAAAAUACAUUUCUAUUUACUUUUGAUUUAAAGGGGGCAUACCAUCAUGUGAAUAUAUUUCAACCACAUAGAACGUAUCUAGGGUUUUCUUAUCAACAUGAAAACACAAUGAAAUAUUAUCACUUUAAUUCUCUUCCCUUUGGGAUUCGAACCGCUGGGCAUAUAUUUACAAAGCUUUUAAGGGAAGUCGUAGCUUUUAUCAGAGGUUAUAGUCAUAGAAUAGUGAUGUUCUAUAAUAAAUUCUCGAAAUGCACAACUGUUGUUGUUUUAUGA
This is a messenger RNA of Ruditapes philippinarum (Manila clam), 1758 nucleotides long. RefSeq lists its product as uncharacterized. The transcript has 2 exons. The record is from RefSeq and is a predicted model, not a curated record. The coding region runs from base 170 to 919 and encodes 249 amino acids. NCBI's taxonomy places the organism in Eukaryota, Metazoa, Mollusca, Bivalvia, Venerida, Veneridae.